Alosa alosa (allis shad) is the source of this 3998-nucleotide messenger RNA. RefSeq names its product alkaline ceramidase 3 (gene acer3). The record is from RefSeq and is a predicted model, not a curated record. The coding region runs from base 449 to 1252 and encodes 267 amino acids. Lineage: Eukaryota; Metazoa; Chordata; Actinopteri; Clupeiformes; Clupeidae. The transcript is spliced from 11 exons. Gene Ontology annotation, biological process: ceramide metabolic process; phytosphingosine biosynthetic process. Gene Ontology annotation, cellular component: endoplasmic reticulum membrane.
UCUUGGGCCUAUGGUGGCAGUUCUGGUCCUUCAGGCUGAGCUACAGCUAAAGCAUUUCAGAUCUCAGGCGGAGAUAUCGAAUGUCUACAGCAGAGCAGUCAAAUGUAGCCUAAGGUCUGAAAGGGAAAGCCCACUGGAAGUUUCGUGCGCUAAGCAGACAGAAAUCCUUCCGUAAUGGACUGACAAAAUGCUCACCAAACGUUACCACUAGCGAAUAAGAUUUGAACUGCACCGAGAAAACCGUCGGAGAGCGUUUAGACAUUGAACCUGCUUUUCUCGAUGUUGUCUGUCCACCUUUCCUAGUGGCAAUAGUGGGAUUUGCUAGCGUCAGCAUGUGGAAUCACACCUGCUUUUGCGCUCAUGUUGUGGCGGCGUGGAAUCAGAAAUCCGUUAGGCUAGUGUGAAGAUUCAGCCCCUCCCUCGCUCAGAAAACAGCUUUCUUUCCAUCAUGGCUCCUUCGAUGGACAGGCAAGGAUUCUGGGGGAAGCCAACAUCUACACUUGAUUGGUGUGAAGAGAACUAUGUCGUGUCAUUCUACAUCGCCGAAUUCUGGAACACAGUCAGUAAUCUGAUUAUGAUCCUACCUCCCAUCUAUGGAGCCUUGCAGACGCUCAGGAAUGGCCUAGAGGUCCGCUAUGUCUACUCUUUCCUGGGCCUCGCUGCGGUUGGCAUCGGUUCCUGGUGCUUCCAUAUGACGCUGAAGUAUGAGAUGCAGUUGCUGGAUGAGUUGCCAAUGAUCUACAGCUGUUGUGUCUUUGUGUAUUGUAUAUAUGAAUGCUUCAAGCAAGAGAAUGCCAUCAACUAUCUCCCAAUAAGCCUUUUGCUGCUGUUCAGCAUCUCAGUAAGUUUGGUUUACUUGCAAUGGAAAGAGCCUAUUUUUCAUCAGGUCAUGUAUGGGGCUCUAGUCGCUUGCCUUGUUCUACGCUGUGUGUUCAUAGUGACAUGGGUUUAUCCGUGGCUGAGGCCGCUAUGCUACGUGUCUCUGGGUUUCUUUCUGCUGGGAUUCCUGCUCUGGAACAUUGAUAACCUCCUCUGUGGCUCGCUGAGGGCCUCUCGCCAAACACUGCCCCCUGGUGUUGGAGUGGUGACACAGUUCCAUGCCUGGUGGCACAUUCUUACAGGCCUCGGCUCCUACCUCCACAUUCUCCUCAGCCUCCAGAUCAGAUCAACCUACCUCAAGCACAGACCAGAGAUUAAGUUUGUGUGUGGUGUUUGGCCGACGCUGCACAUCGGGUCAGCGAAGACAGGGUGAAGAAGAGCGAAGGCCUCCCGCCACUAGCCUCAGAGAGAGGGUCCGCUCCGCUCCGCGCGUCUGGACACGACGACGGCCCUCCCAGACGCCAGCUUGAGGUUUUCUGCCCCAGGCCAGCGCUGUUCCUUCUUCAUUUGGCCGCGUAGCGUUGAGAAGAGAACAUUAUUAUAACACAGGACUGUUCAACUCUCAUCCUUUUUAAACAUUUGAGCUAAUUACUCAACAAUUAGUUGUUACCAUUUUUAGGUGAUUUUGAGGUGACACAACCAGUUUUGAUUUUGUAUUUAUUUAAAUGCAUUGAUCUAUGGGUUCAUGAAAACGCUGAAAAAGACUGCGAGAUCUUUACCUCAGAUAGUAUUCUACACAGGGAUAGAUUUUAUUCUGUGUGCUGCAAGAUAGUUUGUUCAUAAAGAAAGUCAUAAUCCAUUUGCCAUUAACAUAUUUAAGUAUCUUAAUAUUCAUGGUAGAUCACUAUCAAAAGUCAUUACCUUAACUGGAAAAGUCCUUCAUACAGAAUUAGGGGUGUAGGACAAAUCAAUACAGUGUAGUAUUGUGAUAUUUUUGACACGAUACCGUCGUGAUACAGUGCCACUAAGUAUCUCAGUAUUUUUAUUUAAUUUAUAUUGUGAUUUUGAUUUUAUCUGGAUAUAUAUGUCUACUCUGAUAACAUUGUGUCUUAAGUACUUAAAAUACAUACAGUAGACCUGGUUCUUCUCUUGAGUCAUCACAGUAAUGGGAAAGGAAGUCAAAGCAAAGAACAAGAACAAGAGUUCCCACUAAAGAGCAAGAUGGCUCCAGAGUUCUUACUAAAGAACAAGAUGGCUAUACUUGCUGUAUUCUAUAAAGAUGGCAGUAAUAUGGUGUUGUGACCUAAAUAUCAUGAUGUUAUCAUAUUGUUCUUUGCUAAUUCUCACCCCUUGUACAUAACCGUUCAGAGUGAAGUUGCAAGUGAGGAUUUUCCAAACAGAUUGAAGCACAAGAAGUUAUAUAGGCUGGAUUUAAGAGUUGUUGUUUUAGGGUUUCUGUCAUUUGCAGUUUCAUUUCCUCAUUUUUCUUUACUAAAUAAAAACAAGAAGUUAGUGCAGCCUUAUUUAUUACGACUGUACUGAUAGACACCAACAGCACACAGUCUGCUGAUAGGAAGAUUAUUUCCCAUGAGCCGAGUCAUAUUUUGAACAUAUUUUGAGCUUUUCACCUCUUUCACCAUAGUCUCGUCUGUGGCUUUCGCUGCAUGGCUUGUGAUCUCAUGAAGGAAGUUAUUUACACAGAACACUCACUUUUCACUUUGUUUGUUUGCUCACUCAUUUUCCUUUUGUUUUCUAAACUGUGGGGAACAUUUCUGCAUCUGGGGUAAAUUGUUGGAAUGGACUAUUUCACUAAGCAGCUCUAAGGACUCAAUGUAUUGUACUACAAAACUACCUGAACCAUAUUUGGAAUCGUCCCAAAUGAAUGCUGGUGACCCAUGCUAAUCCAUAUUUGGCUAAUUUUGUAACUAUCGGUUAACAUGGAAAUCUAUAAAUAUGGACCAUGUGUUGGAAAUGCUUUACAUUAAGGUUAAUAGACAUCAGUAAGUGCAUGGGUUAACAUCAAUGAACCAUCAUUCUCAGUGUUGUUAAAUCACGUAAUGCAGUCCUGGAUCCCUUGGUUUAGAGCCUGUUACCAAAUCAUUUCAAAUCCAGUUUGCUAGAUGAUUUUUUGCAUCAGUUAAGCAUGAAUAAGCCAUGAACUUCAGCUUUCAGAAACAUUCGCCAAUUACAAUACUUCAUCUUAUUUUCUAGUGUCAUUAAUUCUUCAUCUUAACGUAAAGCAUUGCCCAUGUGUUACCUGUGUACUGUAGACCACUUGCACUGCCAUAACCAUGUGUUACCUGUGUACUGUAGACCACUUGCACUGCCAUAACCAUGUUUUUAUCCCAGUGAAGCUGGUUAGUAAUCAUUAAAUGUCAAGUUACAAUAUUAGGUAUGGUUGCUUCAUAUCACUCCUAAAACUGAUGUCAUAUAAGCACAAAUGUUUAAUUGCAUAUAAAAAGUCCAAAUUAGCCAAGUUACUGGACAUGAUUAGAAGUGUCUCUACGUCCUGUGUGAUGCUGCUUCUGCCGAUGGUGGAGCGUUGUGUUGUCGUAAAUGUUUAGGGUGCCUUAUUUCCCAGAGUGCAGUAGGCUCGGAAACAGGUUUUCCCCCCCUGAUCAAUGGACCCAGAUCCAGGCCUGACCUGCCUCAUGGGUUCGUUGCCGUCUGGGUUUCCACCCUGGGGGCACCUCCAUGUUGCCUUGCUCCAGAGGGACGUUCAAAUGACCAUGCAGACUUUUGUGUUCAGCCCACUCACUGGAGUUGGACACAGAACCCAGCCGUUUGCCCCUAUGUGAAGAUCCUAUGGGAGAAAGCUAUGCUGUAAGUGCAGAAUGGGGAAAUCCUAUGGGAGGGAGUUCUAAUCUAUGUGCAGUAUGUGAAGAUCCUAUGGGAGGGAGUUCUAAUCUAUGUGCAGUAUGUGAAGAUCCUAUGGGAGGGAGUUCUAAUCUAUGUGCAGUAUGGGGAGAUCCUAUGGGAGGGAGCUACUGUGCAGUAAGGGGCCUAUGGGAGAUGGUAUGGGGACCAGCCCACUGAUUCCUCCUGUUGCCAUGUUCCUGCCAAGGCCUACCUGUGUGUCCUAUUACCAUGUGAUUUGUGAAGUUUGUGAGAAAAAAAAGAGUAUAAUUUAAAACAUUUUGUGCAGUUGCAGUUUAUGCUAUUAAAGGAUUUGAAAACUA